AUGGCCGACACGGGUAUGCCAAUUGGUGGCUUCAUCCUCACCCCCGAGUUGAUCCAGCGCGUCCGCGAUGGCUCACUGACCGGCGUUGUCCUCUCCUUCUUCCUCUGCCUGCUCGUCUGUCUCGCCUCGAUAUGGAUCUACUGCGUCCCGUCGGCUCGACAUCAUCUCGACCGCGUGUCCUUCCGAUUACUCCUGUGGAGCAUGGGGAUGGAGUUGGUGUAUAAUGUCACAUUUAUUGUACUCACCCGGGAUGGCGAUUUGACUUAUGAUCGGACGGCUUGUAGUGCGGGCGUGUACUUUCUUCUCGCGACGUUGGGAUUCUGUAAUUGGAUCUGCACAUGUAUAGGUAUCAACCUCAUGCUGGCCAUAUCAUUCGGCAUCAAUCCCAUCCAAGCGCGCUUGGAACGAUGGUACAUUCUCGGCUCGGUCAUAUUGGGCUUUGGCGUCCCGCUCGUUCCCGCCGCGCUGGGCCAUUUCGGCUUGGACCCAAUAUACAAUGUUUGCUACUUCACGCAGGCUGAUAAGGUGCUCAGAAUCAGAGACUUUGUGCUGGACCUUUACUUUUGGCAAUUGCUAUCGUGCCUCGUAGCCGCUGUCUCCGUAUCUACUGUCCUCGUCACACUCUAUCGGCAAUCCCGAGCGACGGAACGCGCUCUCUUGCGGAACAACCUCCACAUCACCUCUUCCGAGCUGCGAGAAAUCACCACUGCCACCGGUACCGGAACAACCACCUUCCCUUCCACGCCGUCCGGCGUCUCACCGUCGCCCACAUCCGCACCCAGCGCCAAGGGGAAGUGGUAUUCCCGCUUCCUGCCCAACAGGGAGAGGCUGCCUAAAUCCCGCAUGCACCGGCUGGAAGAUAAGCUCGCUAUCAUCGCCCUCAAGAUAUCGCUUUACCCCCUCGCCCUCAUCUUUGUCAAUGUGAUCAUCACCGCCGAGGAUCUCAGUUACAGUACCCGCGGAGGACUUUUCACGGAGGGGCAGUACGCGGUUUAUUGGCUGCAUAACUUUCUAUACGGCGGAAGAGGGAUCUUCUUUGCUCUGCUUGGGAUCUUUGUGGACCCCUGCCUCCGCCUAGGCUUCCCCGCUGCCGUCCGUGCAACCUUCCGGCCCCGGCGGCGAUACGCCCGACACGCAGGCGAUCAGGAGCAGGGACAGACGGACUGGGACGAUACUCAAUCGAUCACGGACUUUUUGGCGAGCACGAGUCCCGAGUUUGGCGUUGGCAUUGACGAGGGGAAGGGAACAUUCUCCAGCAGUCCGGGAUGGUCCCUCUUCUCCCGGCGGGGCAGGCGGGAGUCGGAACGAACCGUGGGAAUGGGAAGGCAGCUGGAUCUGGAAGAGGCGAAUGAGAAGGCGGGAUUGGGCGGAGAGAUGGAUAGUCUGGAUGAGCGGAAGGGCGUGCAGACCACCGAAUCUCCAUCUACGGGAAUCGUCCUUCCGGAACUAUCACUUGGCGCUGCGGACACGACCAUUCCCCGACUAUCUGUAACGAUCGACUCGCCCUCCCCUCCCCAGCUCCCGGUCCGAUUCUCCCAUUCCAUAUCCCGCCCAUCACGCUCGUCUAUACCCCCUCGCUCGCCUGUAUUCGACAGUACAAAUCCGGACUGGAUCGAACCAUUAGCGACGGCGGUACUGGCCCGUUCGACGUCGGCGCAGUCUGUGACUCGGCGGAGCUCGGUUCCGACACUCGGAGUGGCGGAGAGAAGAAGAAGGGAGUUACAAGUCGCGGCGGAAGAGUUGUAUGCUCAGGCUCAAAUGAGGUUGUAG
Dioszegia hungarica is the source of this 1770-nucleotide messenger RNA. RefSeq lists its product as uncharacterized. The record is from RefSeq and is a predicted model, not a curated record. The transcript is spliced from 9 exons. Lineage: Eukaryota; Fungi; Basidiomycota; Tremellomycetes; Tremellales; Bulleribasidiaceae. Gene Ontology annotation, biological process: adenylate cyclase-activating G protein-coupled receptor signaling pathway. Gene Ontology annotation, cellular component: plasma membrane. The coding region runs from base 1 to 1770 and encodes 589 amino acids. Gene Ontology annotation, molecular function: G protein-coupled receptor activity.